ACAACAUUCUCUCAGUAGCGAAGCGGUGAAUCAGAAUGUUUCUCACCGUCUGACCCAUGUGAAAACACAAGCACAAUCGCCGCCAUGGCCUCUAAAAUCGUCGUCAUAGGCGAUGUCAACGGCCGCAUUUCCGAACUCUUCACCAAGCUCUCGACUCUGCAUGCGAAGCAGUCCUUUGCUUUCGCCAUCAUCGCAGGCAACCUCUUCUCACCAGCAGCCUCCACUUCCGAGGCCGAGCACACCGAGAUCUCAACCCUACUCAAUGGGGCAAUCGACGUUCCCCUUCCAACGUACUUUGCCCUCGGCACUAACUCUUUGCCGACCGCUGUACUGGACAAACUACAGUCAAGCGAUGGCGAGCUCUGUGCCAACUUGAGUUUACUUGGGCGGAGGGUGUCCAUCAAGACGUCGAACGGCUUCCGAAUCAUCUCACUCGGCGGAUCACACGUGGAAGGAAGCGACUCCUCUAUGAGUGAAUACGAUGCUACGUACUCCGACGCUGACGCUACAGCACUCGUACGGGAGCUUCCAGAUACAGACAUACUCGUGACGAGCGACUGGCCAGCUGGAAUCCGCGAUGGAUCAAAGGCAUCGUACACAAGUGAGGCGCCCGGGGGAAUCCGGAGUGUUUCAGACCUCUGCACGGCGCUGAAACCGAGGUACCACUUCUCUACGUCCGCAGCAUUCUAUGAGCGUGAACCCUUCUUCCACCCAGGACCUCGACCGCAAUCAAUCACUCGCUUCAUCAGCCUCGCGCCCUUUGGCAACGCUGAGAAGCAGAAAUGGAUCUACGCAUUCUCACUCGAACCGUCUGCGGCAGCACCUCCGACCAUCCCGCAAGGCUGCACAGCAUCUCCACUCACAUCUGCAAAGAAGCGUAAACUCGAGCCUCAGCAGACCGCCUACAACAGUUUCAGAUACUCCAACGGCGAUACAAACGCCCAGUGGGAGCCAGAUCGCAACAGGCGGAAACGCCAGAAGCACCAGCCACCGCCAACGCCUGAUCAGUGCUUCUUCUGCCUCUCCAACGCCAACUGCGAGACUCACAUGAUCGGUUCAAUAGGCGAAGACUGCUAUGUGACGAUUGCAAAGGGGCCACUGACCACGCGAUCAACCUUUCCGGACUUGGGGUUUACGGGUCACGUGCUUCUCAUCCCGCUCCACCACUCCGCCACGUUGUCGUCGAUACCAGACCAGGACGCAAGGCAAUCCACGGUGAAAGAAAUGCAGCGGUAUCGAACCGCGAUGCACGACAUGAUUGCAACGAGGUCCAAGGGUGAUGACGGUACGGCAAAACUAGGCGCGGUGACUUGGGAGAUCAGUCGAGGGGGCGGGGUGCACGUUCACUGGCAAUUUCUGCCGGUCUCCGUCGACCUCAUUCAGAAAGGUCUCGUUGAAGCGGCAUUCGACGUGGAGGCGGAGAACCUUUCAUAUCCCAAGUUUGCGAAGAAGUCGGCAGAUGUCGCGGCAGCAGAAGAGGGCGAUUACUUCAAAGUCAUGAUCUGGUCGGAGGCGAUCCGCAAGGAGAUGGUCCUGCUGCUUGACCGGGAGUUCCGAUUCGACCUGCAAUUCGGUCGAAAAGUCAUGGCGAAGUUGCUAGGGCUGGAGAGCAGGACGGACUGGCGGGCGUGUGCACAAGACAAGACGGAGGAAGAAGCAGAUGUGGCGGUGUUCAAAGAGGCCUUCAAGCAGUUCGACUUCUCCUUGGAGGAGUGAUUAUACCCGGCUAUCGGCUGUAGCAAUAUCUCCGGCAGCGUCUAUGAGAGUCGAUGGAUGUAGAAUAGUCCGAAAUUAGACAUGAAACACUAUCGUCUCUCUGAUCGACUGCACAGUGCCAAC
Molecule: messenger RNA, 1839 nt
Organism: Neohortaea acidophila
Lineage: Eukaryota; Fungi; Ascomycota; Dothideomycetes; Mycosphaerellales; Teratosphaeriaceae
Product: CwfJ C-terminus 2-domain-containing protein-like protein
Exons: 2
Coding region: 85-1716 (543 amino acids)
Biological process (GO): mRNA splicing, via spliceosome
Cellular component (GO): post-mRNA release spliceosomal complex
Molecular function (GO): RNA lariat debranching enzyme activator activity
Source: RefSeq, a predicted model, not a curated record